AUGUGCCAAGAUGGGAAAGUCCGACGGGAAGUGCGAAAAACAGCAAUUUCCAUGUUUUCGCACUUUGCACCUCAUCAAUCAAAAUGAUGUUGUUGUGUUUUCUGGCGAUGAAUAACUAGUAAUUUGUAAUCUUUAAGUACACCACACUAGAAUAUUUUUGAUUUUUUUUCCCACAGAUAUGAAAAACAAAGACAAAAAAGAAGUAGAUCAGUUUUCUUAAUAGACCUGUUUAGUUUUUCAGAUCGCGAGCGUGGAGGUCAAACAAGAAGAGCCAGACGUGUCUGAGGAGGGAGAUCUUGAAAAUCUUGGAAUUCGACCAAUCGGAGACGAAGACGUUUUAUUUGAUCAUUUUUGGUUGAUCAGUUAAGUUAUCAGGUGGAUCUGGUUCUUAUGCCUCACGGGGAGCGCUACACGACGAUGAAGUUCCUGGAGCAAAGAAAACCUACGGUCAUAAUUAUGCACUCGAUGUCUUUGGUGAUGAUGCGACAGAUCGAGGUUCUCAUCCUUCAAUACGAAUGCAUUAACUGCAUCACCUCGAUGAUACUGAAAGAAAAGAAAAUAUGAAAUACAAUAGCUUGGUACUUCUCGUAGCGGCGAUAAGACACGAACUUUUCACUUAUACAUUUAUUAUUAUUUAUAUACAUUGAAAAUUAAAUUCAACGCUUAGUGGUCAGGCAAUUGCUAAGAAAGUGUUCAAAAUAUUAAAUAUUCGAAAUGCCUGCCCGCAGGCUUCUGUAAAGUAAGUAGAAUGUGUUGGAAAGUUGUGUGGGAGGCUUUUGAACACUUGCUGCAAAGCGUCCAAACUCCUCUCGAUGAAUAGAAAGCAGAAGCUCCUCGAUUUUUACCCAAGUACCGACUUGACAGCACCAAGUCUGUCUGCGUCAUCUUUUUCAUACCACUGCGGUCAGAAGACCUUGUAAUUAGCACAAACUAGCGCCACUGACAUUUGAGAGAUAAGCGGACAUAGACAUAUCAGGCUGUUUCUGAAUAUCGGGAAUGAUUUUUAAUUCUGGUAUUUUCCAGUGCUCUUCCUGAAGUCAUUUUAAAAUGGUUUUCGACGUCAUUUUCUUCAUCUCCAAUUACAUUAUGUUCAUUCUUUUCCAUCAGGCUCCUUUUCUUCUCGUUACGUUUCCUCCUCAGAUCUAUCGCGCGUGCAAUCCAGAGCUGCACCUGCAGAUCUACUGCCUACAGUAUCGCGACUCAACCGAAGAGAGCCGCUAUCUUGAGGCGAUGAACCGGGAAACGCUUGCCUUCGAGAGUCUUAUCAAAGAACAAGCUGUAUGUUGUAACAAUUAUUUGUUGUUAACUUCGAAAAACGAGUCAGAGCACCUAAUGACGGCUUUAAAAUGAUUCAGACGCUGAUGAUUGCUCGAGAGUUCUUAGUUGAUCGAGAGGAUCCUCCACGAAUCAAAGUUUCUACUCGCCAAGGAGGCGGCAGAUCUUCAGACUUGGGUCCAACGGAAGAAGACUCGCAGCCAGUUGAAAGACCCAAGGUUCUUCACCUCGUUGAAAAAGUUUAUUUCUUCUCUUCUCGUAGAUCAUCGUGGAUAUGAGAGAGUUCAACAGCGAACUGCCUACUGUCCUCUACACCAAAGGCUAUGACGUCGUCGCCGCCACUUUAGAGGUUUUGAGUAUCAUUUUAAUUUCCGGUCCAUUUCGAGAGAGAAAACGAGAAAAAAUAUAGAAGUAUCAAAAAAAGAGAAAAUUCAUAUCAUUUUUUGAAAUAAAAUAUUUUAAUUCUUGAGGUCGGUGAUUACGUCCUUUCGAGCUCGAUUUCCAUUGAAAGGAAGGCUUUGGACGACUUGGCCCAGUCACUACAAUCCGGAAGAGUUUUCAAACAAGCCGAACAGGUAUUGGCUUUGGUUUUCGUUUUUAUAUGGAAAAAAGGGAACCACAGACUUUUUCUUUGCAAGCAAAUGAUUCGAUUUAAAAAAAGGUUUCCUAGCAGAAAGAGAACAAAGUUCAAAAAUUCGGUUCUUUCUAUUAUCCUUUUCUUUUUCCAGCUACUUUUUAAAUUCAGAUGCUGCUCCAUUACGCCAACUCUGUGCUGCUGAUUGAGUCGAAUCAGAAAUUUGAGAUGAAAAUCGUCAACGGCGGGCCUUUCCAGGUGGAGCUUUCAAAUAGGACAUAUAAAGAAAGGAAAAUAAUUCAGGGCGAACUGAGCCGACACUGUCGUGAAAUUCGAGCCAGACUCUGUGCCCUUAUUCGCGCUCAGCCGCGGCUGAAAUGCGUCUGGACCAUGUCGCCCGCCAAUUCUGCCGAGUUUUUUGCCGAGCUCAAGGUUCAAUUUUGUCUGAAAGUUCCACCAAUUUUGCGGAUGUAGUUGAACUCCGACGAGCCAGAUAUGGACAAGGCGAUUUCCUUGCGAGGAGACCAUGUCGAACAACAACCCGAGGAGGAUUCGCAAGGUUUUGUUCGAACUCUCGUUCAUCCCCUUCAUUGACAGAGAAUUCAGAAUCUGGCAAAAAGAAAAAAGCAAAUCCAACCAUCCAGCGUGCACUGACCACUCAUCUCGGAAUGAAAGCCGGCGACGCGAAUCGGCUUUUGACUUGCGGAAAGGUUUUCGAUAAUCAGUUUAUCAAGCUAAACAUUUUUUUUGAGGUGAAAAAUCUGGUGGAAUUGUUUUCGCCGAUCACGUCGAGCAGUUCCCUCGAGGACUCUUUGCCAGGCAGCAGUCUCGACUUUGUCACUGUUCUUUCCAAUUACGACUUCAGCGCUAAGAGUUAAUGUAUAAAUUUGUACUUUUAUUGAAUGUGUUUUACUUUUAUCGAUUUUGUAUUUUCUGAUCUCAUAACGUCUCACUUUUUUGUUUCAGUCUGUGAAAUAAAUAAAACAUUAUUAACAGUGUGAGUCUUUGAGGUUCAAAGGAAUAAACACACCUUUCCAAUUUUUUUGUUUCCAUCGUUAUAGAGAAGCGUUCUUUCCACAGUCUGUUAAUUUUUUCUUAUCAUAAGCUGCUUUUCUACUCUUCAUUUUCUUUUUUUGUUUUGAUUCUAAAGACAUUUCCCAAUUUUGAUCGUCUUUAAAACGAACCGUACGUUUCACAAUAUUCUCAAAGUGAUAUCUAAUAGAAAUAUCCUUUCUUUUUCUUCUUAGAACUUGAACUAUAUUUUUCAACUCAUGCGAAAGUUUUCAUUUCAGAACUGAAUGAGAGCUGAAAAAGUAACAAACAAAAUAGGGUAGAAAAAAAAACAUUUGAAAGUGCUUAGCGAUUUCAUAUACAAAAGACAUUUUUAGCGAACGUUCUAAGUAUAUUGACAGACAUAGGACGUAGGUACUCUUGAAGUUCUCAAGAGAAAAACAAGGGUAUCGAAGAAUUAUUGACGAAAAUGUUGACGAGAGCGAUCGCGAGUCGAGAGUUUAUUGUUUCAGUGGCGGCUGGAGAGAUGGCAGGGCGGAGCGUCGUCUAUCACUUUCUAUCAACGCGCCAAAACACUCGCCGACUGCCGUUCAGACGCCUCGGAAGCAUGUCAGACGCCGAGAAAGUUGUUCCUCGAGAUGAGGUUUGUUUUCUGGGGAAGCUUUCGAUACAUUAGCAGGAGACUUUCCAGAAGUUUUGAUGUAUGAAGGAAAAGUGAGAAGAUUAUCAAUUUCCUGCAAAAGGUGAUAAAAAUGUAUCUCGCAAAAAUAAAAGCAUGCUGUAUUAAAAGACCCAUGAGAGUUUUUAAUUUAUCUGAAUUAUACUCUCCUCCCCCGAGGCUAAGUGGUUUUAAAAUUGGGUAGGUAUCGUGCUUUUCAUAAGUUAUUUAUGAACUGGAGAAUAAUGUUGAUUGGAAAAAAAAAUGGGAUGAUAAAUUUUAAAUGAAGCCUUUAUGAUAAAACUCAAACUAGAAAUCUUGCGGAUCUACAUGCACCAAUUUAGGUAAUUAUUUUUUGAAUUGCCAAAAAACUUCUGAUCUGAAAGUGAUUUAUUUGGCCUCUUUACAGAUCCACAAGUUCAUGGUGACCUGUAUGACCAAGGCAGGAGCCUCAGAGCUGCACGCUCGGCAGCUUGCCGACGUCCUGGUUGAGGGUGACGUCAGAGGACACUACAGUCAUGGCCUCAAUCGCUUGGGUGAUCAUUCUGCAAUCCUUAAAAAGAAAACUUUCUUCAGAUAUGUAUGUUCGCGAUGUCACGCACAAAACGUGCAAAGGCGACGGAGAACCUGUCGUUUUAAAGGUUCGAUUCAUGCUUUUUUUGUUUAAUUUUACAAAAUGGAUGUUACUUUGUGUCAGAUUUAUCAAAAAUAAAUGUGUGAAAAUGGCAAAUGGGUUUUUAGGAACGCGCCGCCACGGCUUGGGUCGACGGAAACAACCUUUUAGGACCCGUCGUCGGCAAUUUCUGUAUGAAUCUGGCGGUCGAAAAAGCCAAGGAAGCCGGCGUCGGCUGGGUCGUCGCUAAAGGUCUUCUUCGCUCAUUGGACUUGAUUUGAUCGAAAACUUUUGACCAGCAAGAAAAAAACAAACGAAAAAUGCAAUGGUUUGAAUUUCCAGGUUCUAAUCAUUAUGGGAUUGCUGGAUGGUACGCUCUGCAAGCCAUGAAAAGCGGAAUGCUGGUGAAAUUAUAUUUCUAUAGUUCGAGAACGAAAACUAUAAUGAACAAAAUAUUAUGCCGUGUUCAAUUUGAUUUCGCGAAAUGCAAAAUGAUCUCUGACUCUCCAAAAUUUAGUGAUCUUUUCCUUUCUCUAACGGGUAUUUUGCAUUUCGCGGAAUCAAAUUGAACACGGCAUUAAAAAGUAAUUGAGCUCCAAACAACGUAUUUUUUCUUAAAAAGAAAGGAGACCCGGUACUUUUUCUUUCGCGUUCGAAUAUUUCAAAUUUCUCUAAUUUUUCUCGAGGGCUUUGUUAAAAAUAAUGCUGACUAAGCUCGAAAAAAUGUUUCUACUCGUUUUAAGGAAGCCAGUUAUAUUUCGAAGCAUUUCGCGAAUGAAUUUUCGAAAUAAAAUGCAAUUGAGACAAUAUAGCUGAUUCACGGCUGGCUUGAGCCAUCGAGAAAAGGGUCCUGCCACGAAAAGAGACGAGACAGUGCCCUGGUUGGUGGAGAGUCCAGACAGGCCACGCCUUUUUGCGUCCCAAGCUAGCUGUGAAUCGACUAUACAAAUCAGGAUUUGUGAGUUUGGCUCCGGUUUGAAGAAGUUGAACUGCAGGGUAUGUCGAUGACGAAUACCUCGCCAAUCAGUUUUCCGACGCGAUCUGCCGUGCCGGCUCUUGGGACGAACCCACUGAGUCUGGGAGCGCCGGCGGCAGGAAACGAAUCCUUCGUCCUCGACAUGGCCACGACCACCGUCGCCGUAGGAAAGGCUAGUUUAUUUAGUCUUUAUUGCAGUAACAAGUAA
Caenorhabditis auriculariae is the source of this 5315-nucleotide messenger RNA. The record is from the annotation of a GenBank genome assembly. Lineage: Eukaryota; Metazoa; Nematoda; Chromadorea; Rhabditida; Rhabditidae.